AUGUUGUAGGCAGUGAAGGAAAGGUUAGGUCGAAUAUGUAACCUAACUCAUCGCGUGGCCGCCAAAUAUGAUUACUUACUAUCCGUGAAAUAUAUCAAGACAUAUGUACACAAGUAAAAUUAUAUAAAUGACAAAUAACAGAUGAUGAGAGAUUUCGCAGACAGUGUGGCGGAACUUUGCAUAGAGAAAUAUAAUUCUCUAAAGAAGACUGGCAAACCGGCAGCUCAUGAAUGGACCGUGUUAUCCGGCAUCAUUCUAAGAGACGCCGACGGAUCGUUGUCCCUCGCAGCACUCGCCACAGGGACGAAAUGUUUGGGACAAUCGGAAUUAAUGAACAACUGCCAAGAAGAGAGAGGUUCACGAUUAAGUGACUCGCACGCGGAGGUUCUGACCAAGCGUGCGUUUCAACGUUAUUUGUACGAUCAGAUUAACUUAACUCUGAGCGGCUCUGAGAGCGCAAUUUUUCAGAGAAAUGACAGAAAUAAUGUAGAACUGAACGAUAGUGUGUCGUUCCACUUCUUCUCGAGUCAAACGCCUUGUGGAGAUUGCUCAAUUUUCCCUAAAGAUGAAACUUUCAAAGAUGGUGUGCCUCCGUCUAAGAUCAGACGACUUAGUGAGGAUACAAAUGGACGUAUAAUUACAGAAUCAUCUUGUAAAGACAUAUAUAGGACAGGCGCAAAAUGUGUGAAAGGAGAAGAGAUACAAGAUCCUCAUUUGCCUGGUGUAAAUUAUCAUAUAGUAGGUCCUCUGCGUACUAAACCAGGCAGAGGAGAUCCCACAAGUAGUUUGUCUUGUUCCGAUAAGAUAGCUAAGUGGCUCAUUCUUGGAUUGCAAGGAUCAUUUCUAUCACUGCUGAUACCACCGAUAAAGUUAGAAAGUAUCACGAUUGGAGGUGAUUGUCCUUUUUCUCUGGAUGCGAUGGAACGUGGAUUGUACAAAAGGUUUAAUGAUAAAAUAGAUGGACCCAAGAUCCUUCAGGCAAAACUUGGUUUUACACACAAGAGAGGACAAGAACGAUUACAUCCCUGUCCAACUAGUAUUAUAUGGUUUGCUGGAAGGAAUAGUGCGCUAGAAGUGUCAGUUGCCGGCAGAAAACAGGGAAUGACGAAGAAGAAGAAAGGUAAUAAUUUACUCGUAAGUAGACGAAUGCUCUUGCAAACCUUUUUGCAAAUUUUGGAUAAGUAUCAAAGUUACUAUAGUGAAAUAAAACAUCCAAAGAAGAUCAUGUAUUAUGACUGGAAACAAUGGUCGACGAUGUAUCAAAACAAAUGGAAACAAUUGAAACUUGAAGCAUUCCAUAACUGGCCGUAUAAAUCAGCACAUUUGCGAAAUUUUGCAUUAUGAAGUCAUUAUUUCAUUAAUGUAAAAUUUAUAAACACGUUUUAUA
Molecule: messenger RNA, 1387 nt
Organism: Dinoponera quadriceps
Lineage: Eukaryota; Metazoa; Arthropoda; Insecta; Hymenoptera; Formicidae
Gene: Adat1
Product: tRNA-specific adenosine deaminase 1
Exons: 3
Coding region: 142-1344 (400 amino acids)
Biological process (GO): RNA processing
Molecular function (GO): adenosine deaminase activity; RNA binding
Source: RefSeq, a predicted model, not a curated record